UUUUUGUUGCGUCGUUUGAAGAAAGAAGUAGAAUCUCAAUUGCCGGAUAAGGUUGAAUAUGUCGUUAAAUGUGACAUGAGUGCACUUCAAAGAGUACUCUAUCGUCAUAUGCAGAGUAAAGGCGUUAUUCUUACCGACGGUUCUGAAAAGGAUAAAAAAGGCCGUGGUGGUGCUCGUACUUUGAUGAAUAGUAUUAUGCAACUUCGUAAAAUUUGUAAUCAUCCAUUUUUGUUUGAACAAAUUGAAGAAUCAUAUGCUGAACAUUUGGGACUUAAUGAAAAAAUUGUCUCCGGUCCAGAUCUAUAUCGUUCUGCUGGUAAAUUCGAAUUGAUGGAUCGUAUUCUUCCCAAAUUCAAACAAUCCGGUCAUCGUGUAUUGAUUUUCUGUCAAAUGACAUCCUCUAUGACUAUUCUUGAAGAUUAUUUUAAUUUCAGAAGUUACAAAUAUCUUCGUCUUGAUGGUACAACAAAAGCUGAUGAGCGUGGAGAAUUGCUUUCACAGUUUAACGAAAAAGAUUCUGAAUAUUUUAUUUUCAUUCUUUCUACACGUGCCGGUGGUUUAGGUUUAAAUUUACAAACUGCCGAUACUGUCAUUAUUUUCGAUUCUGAUUGGAAUCCUCAUCAAGAUUUACAGGCACAGGAUCGUGCCCAUCGUAUUGGUCAAAAGAAUGAGGUGAGAGUAUUGCGUUUAAUCACUGUAAACUCUGUUGAAGAACGUAUUCUUGCUGCUGCUAAAUAUAAAUUGAAUUUAGACGAAAAGGUCAUUCAAGCUGGUAUGUUUGAUCAAAAGUCUACUGGUAGCGAACGACGUGUUUUCCUUCAGGCAAUUCUUCAAAACGAUGAUGGCGAAGAAGAUGAUGAGGAAAAUGAAAUUCCUGAUGAUGAAAUAAUCAAUCAAAUGAUUGCUCGUAAUGAAGAUGAAUUUGAACUUUUCCAGAAAAUGGAUCUCGAACGUAAAAAGGAAGAAGAAAAUGCAGCUGUUAAAAAGGCUCGAUUAUUGGAGGAAAAAGAACUUCCAUCCUGGCUUUUGAAAGAUGAUUUUGAGGUUGAACAAUUGACAAAUGAAGAUUGCGAUGACAAAAUCUUUGGCCGUGGUAAUCGUCAACGAAAAGAGGUCGAUUAUUCUGAUGCUUUGACCGAUAAGCAAUGGCUUAAAGCUCUGGAAGAGGAAGA
Molecule: messenger RNA, 1172 nt
Organism: Drosophila guanche
Lineage: Eukaryota; Metazoa; Arthropoda; Insecta; Diptera; Drosophilidae
Product: transcription activator BRG1-like
Exons: 2
Biological process (GO): positive regulation of transcription by RNA polymerase II
Cellular component (GO): nucleus
Molecular function (GO): transcription factor binding; histone binding; ATP-dependent chromatin remodeler activity
Source: RefSeq, a predicted model, not a curated record